CGCAGACAUCUCUCCAGCCGACAAUGCAGCCCACCCGCCUGCUGCUCAAGCGCUCCGUAUGGAAGGGGCCGCACCUCGUGCCCCUUCCCAUCGUCUUCCCCAAGAAGCCGGGCGACAAGGUGCCCCCCGUGCGCACGCAGGCCCGCUCCGCGACCAUCCUGCCCAGCUUCGUCGGGCUCAAGUUCGAGAUCCACAAUGGCAAGGACUACAGUCAGGUGGUCAUUACCGAGGACAUGGUUGGGCACAAGCUCGGCGAGUUUUCACCAACGCGGAAACCGAAUAUUUGGGACAGGAAAUAAAGGAGAAGAGGUGAUGGAGGGGACAGUGGGAGAACAGGGAGUCUGUGCACACGGCGAUACGGGCUCCGAAUACCCUGUACAACAGCAUUUUUGUACCAAUACGAAGCACAAUGAUCACAAGACAUGCAUCCGUGCUCGCGCGGGAUAUCAUCAAUUUAUCAAGUCUUAGGCGCUGCCUGUGACUACCAGGCGCA
Molecule: messenger RNA, 493 nt
Organism: Purpureocillium takamizusanense
Lineage: Eukaryota; Fungi; Ascomycota; Sordariomycetes; Hypocreales; Ophiocordycipitaceae
Gene: RSM19
Product: mitochondrial ribosomal small subunit component
Exons: 4
Coding region: 24-299 (91 amino acids)
Biological process (GO): ribosomal small subunit assembly; translation
Cellular component (GO): cytosolic small ribosomal subunit; ribosome
Molecular function (GO): RNA binding; structural constituent of ribosome
Source: RefSeq, a predicted model, not a curated record